ACGAGUGUUUCACUGUAAUAAUCCAGUGGGAGUUGAUGCUCAUUUCCACCACCUCUUGUUUGCUCUGGUGUUCACACACACGUACACAUGUGGCUGCUGUAGACGGCAGCUUCGGACCCUUGGUGUACUGGAUGGAGGCACAGGGAGGGGCAGGUAGCCCAGAUGAGACUAAAACAGGCCAGAAGCUGCUGAAGCCCUCAACAUCAGGAGAAAUAUCGAAGGAGCCUUUCCAUCAUUCCCAGGGCGAGGAGGACAGGGUCAUCCCUGGACACACCCCAAGUCUUCUGCAUGUCACCGACAGACGGCAGCCUCUGAGCAGUGUGUCCUCUCUGGAGGUUCACUUCGACUUGCUUGACCUGACAGAACUCACAGACAUGUCUGACCAGGAGCUGGCCGAGGUCUUCCUCGAUUCUGAUGAAGAAAACCCUGAGUCACCUGCAAGUUAUCACCACCACCCAGGCAGAGGAAGCUACCUGCGCUCUCCUUCUUGGUCACGCUGCAGUAAACCAGAGCAGUCUCUCGAGCGGAAGCACCACAGCGAUUCAGACAGCGCCGAGUCCUAUCACAAAACGGAACGGCCCAAAAAACCCUGAGAGAAACACAACUCAUGCAGCAGGGUUAGAUUAACACACAGAUUGACCUGUGGGGUUAAAAACAAUGACAUAUGAUCUCACGCCCUCCUCCUGCAGGAAGUCUGGCAGCAAUACAGAGCCACACACACAGCCCUGGUUGUGUCUGUGUCCAGUUCGAGAGCGAAGCUUUGAGUGAAACAGGAGGAAGUAGGACAGGAGUUAGUGAGACAUUAUAACAUCUUGUGUUUGAGUGACGUGUAAUUUGCUGCUUUUAAUAAAGUAACAGGAUGUAGUGAGUGUAAAUAAUAAUGAUUCUUAAGGAAGAACUGUAGAUUAAGGAUUGUAGGUCUCUCUCUCUCUCUCUCUCCCUGUCUCUCUUAGAAGCCAAGAAACUUUUUUUUUUUAUUUCAGAAUAAAAUAAACGGUUAACCAUCUCUACAGUCAGAAGUUGGACUGAAAAUUGAAUUUAGGUUUUGUCUGAUAAUUACUAUUAAAGAAAAUUAAAGGCACGCCAAUAGAUUAUGGCAUUAUAGCAUGUAAACUUGACUUUUUCUUUUAUGCAAUUUUUUUAUUUAUUAUUAUUACAGCCGAGGAAGUGUAAGCACUGAAAUAUUACAAAUCUUACAAAAGAUUUUACAAAGAUUCUGUUUUUUAAAAACCAAACUUUUAAAGAAUCUAGAGCUACAUAAUCAUCAUGAAAACUGACUUUAUUCCCAUUUUUCUAUAUUUCCAUUCACACUGUAUGCAUUUAUUAUUUUAUACAUUCAAAUCUGCUCUUAUUAAAGAUUACCAAAUAAUCAUAGAGUUCAUAGGUCAGGUAGAGUACUGUCCAAAAGUCACCAUAUUAUCUUUAGUACAAAGUUUGUAAUAUAUAAUAAAUAUAAAUAUAUAUAAUUUUAAAUCAAGCAAAAUAUUACAUAACGACGGUUUACAGACAGAAACAAAAACCUAAUGUCUAUAGACUCCUGGGUGUUGCAUUAAAAUAGAAAGGCAUGAGUGUGACAAAGUUAAUAGAAGAACUCAUAUUGUCCAGCAUUCUCAGUGAACAGUUGGGCACAUACAAAAACAAUACUGCCGUAAGUAAAGAUGCCUUUAUAGAAACUUCUAUAAAGAGCACUAAAAUAGUCAAUAUUUUAAAUAUUUAAAAAUAAUUAGUAGUGUUAGAUAUCGAUGUGUAAAGUUUUAUAAGUCAAACAGCUGGAGGUUUUACUGAGUGUGCUGGAGAAUGUGUCAAAGUUCUUCUGGUAACAUCUGAAAACUGGUCUGUCAUGUAACAUAUUUUUUUUAUAGACAUGCACAUUCUUCUGUACUGUUAUUUAUUUAUUAAUUUUUAAGUUUGGAAACAUUGAAUGGUGGUGUACAAAAUAAUGCCUGCAUGAUUAUAUAAUAUAUAAUUUUUGUACUGAAGAUAAUAAGGUGCCUAAGACUUUUGAACAGUACUGUAUAUACUGUACAUCGUUACCUUUAGACAUUGUUACUGGUGACGGAAGUGACACAGUACUGAAUGUAUAUGUAGCAGUAAUAUACAUAUAGCUCAGAAUGUGCUAGUAGACAGAUGAGAUCCUUUUGUAAUUUUGUCAGUGUUUUAAUGCGCUGGGUGCCUCAUCUCAUAUCACUGACCCUUUGAAUGUUUUAGCCACCAGCA
Messenger RNA from Clarias gariepinus (North African catfish), 2217 nucleotides. Its product is annotated as dysbindin domain-containing protein 1-like. The transcript has 4 exons. NCBI's taxonomy places the organism in Eukaryota, Metazoa, Chordata, Actinopteri, Siluriformes, Clariidae. Gene Ontology annotation, biological process: negative regulation of protein kinase activity. The record is from RefSeq and is a predicted model, not a curated record. Gene Ontology annotation, cellular component: cytoplasm. The coding region runs from base 36 to 593 and encodes 185 amino acids.